AGCGCUCUACUGCUUGUAUGGGCCCGCACUCCCCCAGUCCAUGGAUUAUUUUCCCUUGAAAAAGGACAUCAAACUCAUUACUAAAUUGUUUCAGUUUUUUCAUUUGACCGUUUGGCAAUGACAUGGGCCCCAGAGACAGCUGCUGAGGAUUCCGGGGACGGCUUCUAGAUGCAGGUGAAGGUGCCAGUGGAGCCUUUUGGUUCGCUGCCUCUGUGGCCGCCUCCGGGAUCUCUGGUAAGCCUCUCUUGGAUGGAGCUCCACUUGUUUUUUGUCUGAGCUCUUCGAGUUUGUUUGUUCCAAUCCUUUUGAGUGGAACAUUGGGGUGUGAGAGACUCCUGAUUUUUCAGUGUGGAAAUUGAAGUGUGAAAGACUCCAGAAAUCCCCAAAUCCCUUGGGAAGGGCACUCCACUAUAUUUCCUCCAAUCCAUGGAUUGAAUUCCCUUGAAUAAAGGGCAUCAAACUCUGCUAAACUUUUAGUUUUGCCAUUUGAUGAUAGUAAACUUGGGAUAUUGAAACAUAGUGCAAAGAACUCUGAACUUAGAUUUUAAGAUUGGGAGUUAGGAUCUGGCUUCUCCAGCUACUUGAGGGAUACAGUGUAGUCCUAUUUUAUGCAAUUUUGAAUUAAAUAUUGACUAUUAAAUAUUGACUAUAAAGUAUUAAAUUUCUCAAUGCAAACAAUUUGAAAUAAUGCAGUCCCCUCAUAAGACCUGCAUAAUUCCUAAGCUCUUCAGGUUUGCUGAAUAAUAAGCUGUUUAUUUUAUUGAAAUAUUUCCACUUUAGCAAGUGAAAAGAAAUACCCAAUGUCUUCUGUCAUGGAAACGAUCUUAAAAUACAUAAAUCUUAGUCAGAUUUUGCAGGGUCUUCAGGAAGGCAUUUCUUGCAUAAAAAACAGUCUCUUUGGCCUAGAAUUUUUGAUGAGCUGCGUGUUACAGCAGAUUCUGAACAAAGAUGUAAUGAAGCUUAAAUGGGCAAAGGAGACAGAGCAUGUGGCGCCCAGCCAGUCGGAAUGUCGGGGGAGAGCAGGAACGCCAGCUCAUGAGAGUCCACAAAACCACCCGUUCAGGGGCCAGGAACCAGUGUGGCUUCAACCAAGAAUAGACCAGAAGGCUGCCACUCUGCCAAAGGAUGCCUUUGAAACUCAGCAGGACUUAAAUGAGGAAGAAGCUGUUCAGGUGCAUGGAGGCAAGGACCCAGCCCCAGUGUCCACCCAGAGUGUGCCAGCCGAAGGGGAAGAUGCUGCAGACCCUAUGCCAGUCUACAGAGAUGGACAGAAUGAAGCAGAUAGCGCCCCAGAAGACCUUCAGUCUUUUGGGACCAGCCGGCUGCUCUAUCACAUCACUGAUGGUGACAACCCACUGCUGUCCCCUCGAUGCUCCAUCUUCAGCCAAAGCCAGAGAUUCAACUUAGACCCUGAGUCAGCCCCUUCUCCACCCAGCACUCAGCAGUUUAUGAUGCCCCGAAGUUCUUCCCGGAGUGGCUGUGGUGGGGGCAAGGAACCGCAGACCAUUGCCCAGCUCACCAAGCACAUCCAGAGCCUCAAGCGGAAAAUCCGGAAAUUUGAAGAAAAAUUUGAACAAGAGAAGAAAUACCGGCCUUCCCACGGCGACAAGACUUCUAAUCCUGAAGUCCUGAAAUGGAUGAAUGAUUUGGCUAAAGGCCGUAAACAGCUCAAAGAACUAAAGCUGAAGCUAUCGGAGGAACAGGGAAGUACUCCCAAAGGCCCACCUAGAGACCUGUCCUGUGAGCAACCCAUGGUCCCCACAGAGAACGUGAAGCCAGAAGCUGUGGGCCCUGAGCCAAGCUCCUCUGGAGAGGAGACUCCAGAUGCUGUGUGGACAUGCUUGAAGGAGAAGAGAGAACAGCUUCCCUCUCAGGAGGAUUCUAAGGUAACUAAGCAAGACAAAAACCUCAUAAAGCCUCUUUAUGAUCGAUGCAGAAUUAUCAAGCAACUCUUGUCAACACCUUCCCUGAUUCCAACAAUUCAGGAGGAAGAAGACACUGAUGAAGACUGUCCACAGGGAAGCCAACAGCCUUCUUUGCCAAAUCCAGCAUCUCACAUUCCUGGUGGCGAUCACCUCACCUACUCUAAUGAGACUGAGCCUGUAAGGGUCCUGCUACUGGAAGAGAAGAAAGAAAUCAAACCACCAGCCCUCUCCAUGUCCAAUUUACAUGAGGCCACCAUGCCUGUACUUCUUGACCAUCUCCGAGAAACUAGGGCUGACAAGAAGAGACUUCGGAAAGCCUUAAGAGAAUUUGAAGAACAAUUUUUUAAACAAACAGGAAGAAGUCCACAAAAGGAAGAUAGGAUACCCAUGGCGGAUGAGUACUAUGAAUACAAGCACAUAAAAGCCAAAUUGAGACUACUAGAGGUCCUAAUCAGCAAGCAAGAUGUGGCUAAAACAAUUUGAAGUUCAAGAAAUGUUUGUGAUAACUUUCAUCCAAGAAAAAGUUUAUUUUCCUCUGCUAUUCUUGCUGAGUAAGUAGUUUUGACAUACUGGAAACUGAAGCACUUUAGUGGUAGUAUUAGCUAUUUUUAAGAAGGGAUGGCAAGUGUAAUUAUAAAUGAUGAAGAGAUUUAAAUGGGGGGAAUAUAAUAUGUAACAGUAUAAUUAGAAAAAUAAAAUUCAAUGUACUCUAUGCCAAGGAGAAAACUCACAGUCAGUAUAUUUCAGAAAACACCUAAUAUUUUAUCAAUUCUAAAUAAUACAUGGCAUCCACUUGUUCAAUGGGCCACUUGUUAGAGAAAGUCUAGUGUCCAAAGAUUGCUUAUGCUGAUUUAUGGGAAAAAACAUGAUUUUUAAAAAUCAAUGAGAGGAGGAAAAGAAACUCUGCUUUUUAGGUAGGAAGGAAUACAGAUAGUAAGAAUGUAACUUAUUUGAAACUUCUAAUAGAUUUUUAAGUGUUAAAAAAGAUCUACUACCUUGUCUCCUAUGUCUGCUAGGCGUUCAGUACCCUAAAAUAUACUGAAAUGUGUCACUGCUAAUUUUUUAUUUCUAUAUAAAAAUAGCACAUUAUUUUAUGUUAAUUGAAAUUUUACAUUUCUGAUUACCAAAGUUCAUUCUGAUAGCAUGUACUUUGUGAAUUAUCUUUGUCUAUGAUUGACAGAUGUUUAUAUUAAAAUAAAAUAUUGUACUGAAAUUUGAAAAUAGGUAUUUUGGAUAGAUAAGUGUCUGCAGUAUAUAGCUAAUGUGAUCAUAGUUAUGAUUGCUAAUCAUUUUGUUUACUAUAACUAAGAUUAUAUAACUAUUUUUCCAUUGGGAAUAUGCAUUUUUCUUAAUGUUCCAAGGUCUAUACUUUGUAAAGUUAAAGAGAUCUCUCAUGAGCUAUAGUUAUUCUUCAUUCUGUAUAAAAUGAAAGAUUUGAGAAUUGUUUGCUAUGACACCUUGGAAAAAAAGCCAGAAUAUUUUAUUUGCUUCAUCAACUUUAGUGUAUGUUGUUUUGUGUUAUUUUGUACUAAAACACAUUUAUUAUUUUUGCUUUUGUAAAAAUAAGGUCGACAUUUUCUCUCUUGUACCAGCCAUGU
This is a messenger RNA of Phyllostomus hastatus (greater spear-nosed bat), 3523 nucleotides long. It is a transcript of the gene FAM13C, whose product is annotated as family with sequence similarity 13 member C. The coding region runs from base 801 to 2408 and encodes 535 amino acids. The transcript has 13 exons. The record is from RefSeq and is a predicted model, not a curated record. NCBI's taxonomy places the organism in Eukaryota, Metazoa, Chordata, Mammalia, Chiroptera, Phyllostomidae.